CGCGCAUUGGUCAAAAUCUAGUUGAUUCAAGCCCAUACCAAGACCCUAGUGGGAAGCCAUGUCGAUUCCCGCCUCCAGCAGCUUCAAUUUCUCGAAGCUUUUCAGCCCCCGAAAAAACCUCCAUCUUCUUUCCCAGCAAUGCCCAGUUCCACACCAUAUUCUCCAAUUCCACGUCUUCGGUUGCAGCUCCAAAUCCCCCGACUUUGUACCCUUAAACCUUUCCUUCCGGAAUACUGGACGAGUUCAGAGAUUCAAAUGUACUGCUGGAUCGGAGUCCGUACAAGCUUCUCCAACCUUGCCGAGUGGUGGAGAGGAAGAAGCGAAGCUAGAUGACGGUAACAGUGGAGGAAACGGACGAUUUCCCUCCGGAAAUGGCGGCGGCGGUGAAGGAGAAAAUGAGGGUAACGAUGAUGAAGAUGAGUUUGGACCGAUAAUGAAGUUCGAGGACGUUAUGAGGGAGGUUGAGAAGCGCUGCGCUAAUCUGCCCGAUGAUAUGUUGGAGAUUGCAAAGGCUAUGGGGCUUCGCAGGCUCAUUCUUACUCGGUACUUGGAUUUGCAGGCUGCAGCUUGGCCUCUCGGAUUUUUAAUGAGAUAUUGCUCAAUGCUAAGGGAUCGAAUCAGGGAUGGAUUUAGGGGGGGCGCGGGGGGCGACCGCCCCCCUUGGACAUUCAAUUUUUUUUACCAUAUAUAAUCCUGGAUCCGUCCCUGGAUCGAAUGCUAGCGGAUCCUUCUUUUCUAUUCAAAGUUGGAACAGAGAUUGUGAUAGACUCUUGUUGUGCGACUUUUGCUGAAGUUCAAAAAAGAGGAAAGGACUUCUGGGCAGAGUUUGAAUUGUAUGCUGCUGAUCUUUUGGUUGGCAUUGUUGUUGACAUUGCUUUAGUUGGUAUGCUGGCUCCUUAUGUCCGGUUCGGAAAGAAAUCAGUUUCAACUGGAUUGUUUGGACGCCUGCAGCAUGCAUGCGGAUCUCUCCCCAGCAGUGUUUUUGAAGCUGAGAGGCCAGGUUGUAGAUUUUCAUUGCAGCAGCGGGUUGCCACCUACUUUUAUAAGGGAGUGUUGUAUGGCUCAGUUGGAUUCGUGUGCGGCCUCAUUGGUCAAGGAAUAGCAAAUGUGAUUAUGAACGCUAAGAGGAGUAUCAAGAAGUCUGAAGAUGAUAUACCCGUUCCUCCUUUAGUGAAAAGUGCUGCACUGUGGGGUGUUUUCCUCGCGAUAUCUUCCAACACUCGUUACCAAAUCAUAAAUGGAUUGGAACAUGUUGUGGAAGCAUCACCAAUGGCAAAACGGAUUCCGCCUGUUGCGUUGGGCUUCACGGUUGGCAUAAGAUUUGCCAAUAACAUAUAUGGUGGGAUGCAGUUUGUAGAUUGGGCCAAGUUGAGUGGUGUGCAAUAGUGCGUCCGAUUUCUUUGAUAGUAUUACCAUUCUUUCUUAUUUUACGAUUUUAGUUGUUGAUUUGAGACUUGGUUAAGAUCGAGUGCAAUGUCAUCAUCUCUUCUUUCUUCCUAUUUAAUUCUGGAUUUGUGGAUAAAUUGUGUUCUAUGAGAUUGUUGAGUUUAAGAAUUAUGAGGUAUUUCCAUAUUGUUCUUGU
Cuscuta epithymum is the source of this 1582-nucleotide messenger RNA. NCBI's taxonomy places the organism in Eukaryota, Viridiplantae, Streptophyta, Magnoliopsida, Solanales, Convolvulaceae. The record is from the annotation of a GenBank genome assembly.